AUGAGACGACUCGAUAUAUUCUUACUUCUCUUCGCAACGUCGGCCUGGGCAGCGGAGCUACUAGUUUUCAACGAUUCAACAGGCCUCCCCGAAUGCGCCUCCCAAUGUUCAACCCUCACUACUGCGGAAGCCGAAUGUGCCACAGCUACGGGGUCAGAACAACUAAAAUGCUUCUGUGGUAUUAGCUCGCUACUUUGGAAUCAUCAACACUGGGAUGGAUGCAAUGAUGCUUGUGCGGAUGGUGCGGACAGGGAGAGGAUUGAUGAUUGGAUGGAAGAGAUGUGCGGAGGUGAUGAUAUUGAAGAGGAGUGGGUGGACAAUGGGACCAUUACGGACCCGCACUCAAUCAUAGGCGAUAUCAGUCCAAGCGAUAUUGAAAUUGACUCUGCGGAGAAAGCUGCUGCUCAUGACUCUAGAGUUCGACAAUGGUGGCGCCGAAACUACCCGUUCUUCAUCCUUGCCUUUCUCAUGAUCACCAUUCCGAUCCUCUGCUACGGUAUAGCGAUCCCAAUGAGGAGAUGGGCCAAACGCCAAUUAAACCCUCGACCGGAUGAUAACAUGGAGGAUAUUACACCCUACAAGUCUAUAUUUGCCUCAACAGGUUCUAGACAUAGUCAGGCGCCCUUUAUAACUACAACCAUAAACGGAGAACAUAUAAUCACUAUCCCUCAGGAGCAAGUUCUAGUUGCAGAACCUCCUCCGAGUACGGCCGAUAUCGAAGCCAGCGUUCGACAAGACAGCUGGGAAGCAAGAGUGAGGGACCAAUUCGAGACGAAUAAUUCUAAAUCUCUGAAGGAAAGAUUGAUGUUUUGGAAAAAAUAA
Molecule: messenger RNA, 822 nt
Organism: Morchella importuna
Lineage: Eukaryota; Fungi; Ascomycota; Pezizomycetes; Pezizales; Morchellaceae
Exons: 2
Coding region: 1-822 (273 amino acids)
Source: RefSeq, a predicted model, not a curated record